AUGCAGGUGAACCCAGCCUUUGAAGAGGACCUUGAAAAUAUAAAACCGGUGCAAGAGCCGAAGCCUCAAACCAUCGUCACCGAGCCAAAAGAGCCCCCCAAAUCCUUCUUCGGCCACAAAGUACGAUGGGUUGUGAUGCUGCUGGGAACGCUGUGUUUGUCCGCCGUCAUGUGCAACUCAUUGGCACUGAAUUUCACAGUAAUUUGUAUGUAUAAGGAGGAGGAUGUCAGUUGGAAUAAUACAGGUAAUUUUUUUUACCGUAGUGUUUUAUAUGUCAUAAAAAAAUUUUUUGAAUGUAUGGAACAGUAUUAAACGUGUAGAGAAAAUUUCAGGAGCACAAUUUGAAUUUUAAUAUUUCGCGAAAUGCACAGUGCAGUUUGAAAACCAAAAAUUUCAUUCCGCACAGUGCGAAAAAAAUUUUACUACGAAAUUUUUGCAGCAUACUGCGAAAAAAGUAGCUCUUAACGGUGAGGUCAGAAACUUUAAUCCUUGAUCUGCACUGUGCGGUCCAAAAUUUCGAUCAAACUCCAUCGCACAGUGCAGAAAUCGUAUUCGAAUUUUUUUCGUACCGUGCAAUGAAAAAUACGGAAUAUCAAAGUGCACUGUGCGGACCAUUAUACGAGAAAUUUUUUUGGGAGUGCGACCUAGAAUUGCACUGUGCGACGAAAAAAUCUUGGGUUUUUUACGCACGUACUGUGGAAAACAAAAAAUUUUUUGAAAAAUAGAUGUAAGAAAUUUUUUGAAAAGUAGAUGUAAAAAUUUUUUUUCAAAAAUAGAUGUAAAAAAUUUUUUGAAAAAUAGAUGUAAAAAAUUUCUUGAAAAAUAAAUGUAAAAAUUUUUUGAAAAAUAGAUGUAAAAAAUUUUUUGAAAAAUAAUUGUAAAAAAUUUUUUGAAAAAUAAAUGUAAAAAAUUUUUUGAAAAAUAGAUGUAAAAAAUUUUUUGCAAAAUGAAUGUAAAAAAUUUUUUGAAAAAUAUAUAUUUUAAACAGGCGCAGAAUAAAAUGGCUGAGAAAUACUAUAUAUUUCAGCUUGCAUCAAACAGCUUUAUCAACCAAAUUUUCAGAGCCUCAUCAAAAAACGUCCUUAUACGACGAGAUCGAGAGGAGUUGGCUUUUCGCAGCCGUUGCCAUUGGCCAAUUAAUUGGAACAAUUCCGUUGGCGUAUCUCACUCCGACGUUGGGAAUGAAGUGAGUGUGAGCUAAAGGGCCUAUUUUUGAGUAUUUUAGGCUGAUUUUUUCAAUUUUCGGCGCCAUCUCAGCGAUCUCUACGCUAUUAUUGCCAGCGUCCGUUCCACUUGGAUUUUUUGCGGUAUUCAUCAUCCGAAUGCUACAGGUCGGUGUGAAAUGGCCUUAUUAGGUUACGGGAAGACGAUGGAAAUAAUUAAUUUUUCUUGCAAACAUUGGUUUUGCAAUUUCUUUUGCUUACACAGUGCGGAACAAGAAAUUAAAAAGUCUCUACACAGUGCGGUUUAUCAUCAAAAAUUUUUUCACGAUGCAAAAAAAGACUGAGAUCCUCUGCACUGUGCAUUCUCAUCUUUUUUUGAUUUUUGCACUGUGCGAUUUCGAACUUUGACUUUUCGCACUGUGCAAUCAAAAAAUCUUUGGGAAAUCGUAUUUUACAAGAGUUUCUUUUGGGAUUUUCACUGGUUAUCGAUGACUCAGGACCAAUUCGACAAAAAUCAAGAAUUUUUUCAAGAUGAGUUUCCACACAACGCGAAAAAAUUUACUUUUUAUUUUUCGCACUGUGCAAUCAAAAAAUUUUUGGAAAUUCCAAAACUUCACUAUUAAAAAAAAUCUCCAAGGCUCUGAAAAAGCAUUCUGCAUGAAAAAUGGGCACUGAAAAUUUCCCUACUGCCACUAAUCCGACCCAAAUCACUUUCAGGGUUCGGCCACGGCCACGUCUUUCCCCGCGAUCGGCUCGAUUGUCGCGGAAUGGUCGACCCUCAAGAAGUCGGGCACUUACAUUGCCUGGAUGUCAAUUCACCUCCAAUUCGCGCAAGUUUUCACGAUGCCCUUGGGCGGUGUGUUGUGCGGGAGUUCGUGGAGUUGGCCCUCUUUAUAUUACAUUCAAGGCGGACUAACAGCAAUUUUAUUCAUUUUGUUUUGGUUCGUCUACACAGACAGCCCGGAAAUACACAAGUAAGUUGAGUCAAGGUGAAUUUUAGAUAUUGACUUAAAAUUUUUGGCCAAUUUUGAUAUUUUUUGAGAAAAAAAUUAUUUUUUUCGAGAUAAAUUGUAUGUUUUCAUGUUUUAAGAAACUGGGGUGCCUUUUUAAAAGGCUCAAAAUUUCGUGUAAUCCCUCUUUCUACCGUUUCCACUCUAUUUUACAUCAUUUCCGACACUAAAAACACAAUGCCAAAGUUGGCGGUAAAUUCAAAAUUUAAAAACAGAAAACGCAAUCAAAAAUGAAAUUUUCAGGAGUGUCAGCUCCAAAGAGCUCAAAACAAUUAAAAAGAACAAAGUGGUGCAAGUGGUGGAAGUUGACAAAAAGUUGGACAUCCCCUAUCUGGAAAUCAUGAAAGAUCCGGCCGUAAUUGGAAUCAUGUUGUCCAACUUUGGAGCCAAUAUUGGGCUUCAAUUCUUCUUCCAAUAUGGGCCUGUUUACCUCAAUCAGGUGAGAUUUAAAAGGCAAUAAUUCGAAUUAUUAGAUCUAGGCCAUUUCUGCAUAACGCGGUCCGAAAAUUUCGAAAAAUUGAGGAUGAGAAAAAUUCCAAAUUUUGCUUUGGCCAAAUCGGGACAAAAAUUUUUCGAGCUUUUUGAAACGUUCCUAUCUCAUUGAGGUGUGCCGCAACGAAACCUUUCCAACAUACACCCAAAUUUUUCAGGUUCAAGGCUUUGACAUCCGGAAUACGGGAGUGGCGGCCGCCUUCCCCUACCUAAUCGCCAUCAUUGUCAAAUUUUUGGUGGGCCCCGCCAGCGAGGCCAUCGAGAAGGUGCCGUGGAUCAGCGAGAAGGCCGUCGUCAUCAUCUUCGCCUCGCUCUCCCAGUACACCAUGGUGGUGGCGUUCGUACUACUGGCCUACCUGCCGCGCUCUCAGCAGGUCUUUUCGCAGAUUUGCUAUACGAUCGCGAUCGUUGCCAGCGGCUUGAAUGCCAUCGGUGUCUUCAAGAGCACGCAAAUGGUAAGGAGUUUGAAAUCGGGGCGAAUCUCUGGGAAAUUCGUGGCGGAUUCGAGGCCAAAAUUUCUACAGUGGAGGGACCUGAUACAGUGGCAAAAAAAGUACCAUUUUGCAUCCAGGAAGUAUCAAAAAAUGUGGCAAAAUAUCUCCCUCUCCAAGCGAAAAAACUCAGAUUUCAAAAUGUGCGCCCGCUCUUUUUGUGAGGAAAAGGAGCGCGCCCUUCAAAAAGAAGUCUUUUCACUUCGAGUGGGAAGCAUUUUGCCACAUUUUGUGAUGCCUCCCGGAUGCAAAAUGAUACGUUUUUUGCCACUGGAUCAAGUCCCCCACUGUAAUAUUGAGAGGUGAUGAUGUGUUUUUCAUCCAUUCUUGUUUUCUCGCACGGUGCAAUCAAAUUCUCAGCCUAAUUCUGGAUGCACAGUGCACAGCGUUUCGAACAAUUUUUCGAAAUUGCAGUGCUGAAUUGAAACCCAAAACACUCACAGUGCGUUUUGAAAUUCCUGGUCAACUGCACUGUGCGAUGAAAUAAAAAUUUUCCCUUGCACAGUGCAAUCUCACCUUGUUUCUUUUCCCACCGCACUGUGCAAUCAAAUUUAAAUUUUUUCGUUUCCGUAGGAACAUGCGGAAUUUUGAAUUCAAAAAAUGCACAGCGUGGUUUGAUCCCCUUCUUCAUGACGUUAUGCUAAAAUUUAGAACCAACGCUUUCCUUUGCACAGUGCAAUCAGCAGUUCAUUUUUGCGCUGCACAGUGCAGUGGACUUUUUCUUUUUUCACUGUGCAAAGAAAUGAAAGCAAAGGCUAAAGAUUGGAUCUGUUAGAGAGAAAAUUACGUUGCCUCUUCAUUCACCGUCUUUUUUCCAAAUUUUUUCACUCAUCAUGACGGAUUUUUUUGCAUUUUUUUGACUUGAUGAUUUUCCAGAUUUGUGGUAGAUUCGUGCCUUUCAUACUGUCAGUGAACAUGUUUAUCAUGAGUCUUUGCAUUCUAAUGAUCCCGUUCGUGGUCACGGGACUUGCACCUAAUGGAACACCGAGUGAGGCAAGUGCAAUAUAAUUUUUUCGCUUUUUUUGCGCAAAAUCCACUCAAUCAUGACUAGAACCAUAUAAAAACCCUUUUAAACUUCAGUGGGCCACAUUAUUCGUCGCCACCGCCAUCCUCGUCGCCAUUGUGACCACCAUUUUCAAUUUCACGGCCCAAGUAACGCCAAGGAAGUGGGCCUACAAAUCGAAUGAUCCCUCGACAAAUGGCGACGCUAAAAAGGCGGAGAAUCAAAAAGCAACUCAAGGAAAUGGAACCCAAAACAGUGUAAAUCAACAAAAUCAAGUGUAA
Molecule: messenger RNA, 4440 nt
Organism: Bursaphelenchus xylophilus (pine wood nematode)
Lineage: Eukaryota; Metazoa; Nematoda; Chromadorea; Rhabditida; Aphelenchoididae
Source: the annotation of a GenBank genome assembly